AUGGUGGCAACACGGUCUCGAUCAAGCAAUAACGGUCGGCGUAAUUUGCUCACUAAUAUCAUCAAUUCUAGGCAUUCUCGUAGAAACAAACUCGUUGUCAAUAAUGUUAAUCAAGAGAGGGCAUUCUUAAAAGAUAAUGCGGAUGACAAUUCCGUCAAUGUUGAGCGCCCAAGUUCACAUCGAUUACGAUCCUUGAGAGGAUUUAUGGAUUUUGAUGAUUCAAAUGAUAAUUAUAAUGAAAGAAACGAAGGUACGCUAAGUAUCUUUACCCUUUUUAAUCCGUUAGAUAUUGCUGCUGACGGUAUAAACGACGAAGAGGAAUAUAACGGUUGGUUAAGACGUAGUAGUCGUCAAAGACGACUAGUUUACAAUUCCUUAAAUCUUGACGUACUCACUGGCAAGAGUGAAAUUAGUCGUGCUGUUACAAGUGCUAAUUACAACUUACGUGAAAAACGUCAUGUUCCGACACGAUUUAGUAUCCCAAUUGGAGAAACUAUAAAACGCCGUCGGAAUCAUGCAAUGCGCCCUUGGCUUAAACAUGUCAAGAAAGAUACCUCAAACCGACGACGUCGAGAAAAGAAACGACAGUUACGUAUAGCUGGUAACGAUCAAGAUUCCUUCUCCAGUGAUGAAGAAUGGUUUGAGAUGCGAAAGCAGAGAAGUCUUAUGCGAUCUAGAAACCGAUUUCUUCCUUUAAAUUUUAAACCUGAAGAUUUAUCGAAUCACAAAAUUAUUGAACAAAGAUUAAAGAUUGGAUCCAGCCUAGCUGAUAUUGAACCUAUGGCGAUAGAUUCAACAAUUACUUUUGAUGAUAUUGGAGGCUUAAGCAAUCAUAUCAACUCUUUAAAGGAAAUGGUAUUGUUUCCCCUGCUUUAUCCAGAAGUAUUUCAAAAAUUUAACAUAACUCCUCCAAGAGGUGUUUUAUUCCAUGGUAAGCCAGGAACAGGUAAAACGUUAGUAGCUCGAGCUGUUGCCAAUCAGUGUAGUCUCGGUGGAAAGAAGGUAGCUUUUUUCAUGAGAAAAGGUGCUGAUUGUCUUAGUAAAUGGGCUGGAGAAUCUGAACGUCAGCUACGAUUGUUAUUCGAUCAGGCUUACGGUAUGAGGCCAGCCAUAAUUUUUUUCGAUGAGAUUGAUGGUUUAGCACCAGUUCGCUCCAGUAAACAAGAUCAGAUUCAUUCAUCGAUUGUGUCAACAUUAUUAGCUUUGAUGGAUGGACUGGAUAAUCGAGGCGAAAUUAUAGUUAUUGGUGCUACAAACCGUGUCGAUGCGAUUGAUCCUGCGCUUAGACGUCCUGGAAGAUUCGAUCGUGAGUUUUACUUUCCUCUUCCUGAUAGAAAGUCGAGACGUUCUAUAGUGCAGAUACAUACUCGCCAAUGGGAUCCACCACUAACGGACGAGUCCAUAGACGAUAUCGCAGAUAAAUGUAUUGGUUACUGCGGUGCGGAUAUAAAAGCUCUUUGCACUGAAUCAGCAUUAAAUGCUCUACGUCGUAGAUAUCCACAAAUUUAUAACAGUAACAAGAAGUUAAAGAUUGAUGUGGAUUCGAUUCAUAUCGAACCUUGCGACUACGAAUUUGCAAUGAAUUCAAUUACACCGUCUGCCCAGAGGGGUGUAAUAUCAGUUGGGAGACCUUUAAACAAAUUAACGCGGCUUCUGUUUAGCUCGCACUUAGAUAAAGUCUUUAAUUUUUUGAAAACAAAAUUUCCGUUUGGCAAGUUACUGAACUCAGGAUAUGAUAAAGCACACAGUCAAUCAAUCACUGGGGCAUUUGAGACCAUUAUUUAUCGUCCAAAACUUCUACUUUAUGGUAAAUCAGGUAUGGGACAGUCGUCACAUAUUGCCCUGGAGAUUCUUCAUAACAUAGAUGAAAUCCCAGUUUAUCACCUGGAUAUUCCUCAUUUGUACACGUCUAUGAAAACUCCAGAGGAAUCUUGCGCCCAGGUAAUUAUGGAAGCUUCUAGUAAAUGUCCCUGUGUUCUAUUCCUGCCUCGUAUCGAAACAUGGUGGUCUGUUGCAUCUGAUUCAUUACGAGCAACUAUUUGUGGACUUCUGUGCGACUUACAGCCUUCCCUGCCCAUUUUAUUGCUGGCAACUAGUGAUUGCGAAAAUUUUACUGGAUCACUUCCUACGAUAUUGAGGGAAUUGCAAAUAACAAAAGAUGCAUGCUUUCAUAUCAACUCGCCAGAUUACUACGCUAGGUACUUGUAUUUUAAAGAAGUGCUAGAGAAUUGUUCUAAAGGGCGGACAAGAAAAAGUUUAGAUACUGUUGUCAGAAGUGAAAUUGAAAUCCUAGAAGUGGAAGAUAGUAGCUCGGUAUCUAGACAGUUGACAAAAGAAGAGGUAGAUCGUUUGGCAAAAUAUGAAAGUAAUGUCUUUAGAGAACUAAGAAUCUUUUUGAGAGAUGUUAUAAACAGACUCAUGUCCGAUCGAAAAUUUUGUUGCUUUGUUAAGCCUGUUAAUCUUGACGAGGUAACAGACUAUUUGGAUGUUGUGACGACACCCAUGGACUUUUCAACAAUUGCUGAUAAAAUAGAUGAUGGCUCGUACACAUCUGCCGCACAGUUUGUAGCGGACAUUCAAAUCAUUGUAAAUAAUGCACUGAAAUAUAAUCCUGUUAGUGAUCCACUUAGUAAAGCUGUCCGCCAUCGAGCUUUUAUGCUAAAGGAUACCGUCGACUCUAUUAUUGAUAAGGAACUUGAUAGCGAUUUUGAAAAGACUUGUGAAGAACUAAAAGAAUCCAGAAAACGCCGUGAAAAUUUACCGGUAACCAUUGACGAAAGUCCCAAAACAGAUGCAACAAACAUCAGUAGUCUUAUAUACGUACGGAAACCACCAAUAAAUUCUGUACGAUUUAGUAAACGAAUUCGAGGUAUAGAAGUAGAUGAAUCUACAGAAAAUUCGUGUGACGAAAUUCAGUACCGGCAGUCACAAGCCAAAGCUGUCGUUCAAAACGGAAAAUUAAACGAUACAUCAGAAACGACAAGUGUUGGUGAAACUGAUUCUCAUUUAAAUUUCAAUGAUGGUGAUAAUAGUAUCCGGAAUAGUAGUACCGUUAGUUCAGAGAUUACUACCAAUUCUUGCCUCCUAAUCAGUAAUGGUUCUGCUGGUCUUUGUGAAACCGACCGUUAUGAACAACUCGAUACUAUAGAUAAUGGUGUCAGUGAUGAGGAAUUGAAUUCUCUAAUUUCUCGUUUGGCCACUUCAACUGCUGAGAACACUAUAGAAGAUAUUGAAAGGCUUUCUGUGAAUAUUCACGGAUUCUUUAAAAGCUAUAGUCAAGUCCAUAAUAGAUGUCCUCCACUAACGGAUAUUGAACAGUUUAUUGCUCAUGCUGAAUAA
Molecule: messenger RNA, 3339 nt
Organism: Trichoplax adhaerens
Lineage: Eukaryota; Metazoa; Placozoa; Uniplacotomia; Trichoplacea; Trichoplacidae
Exons: 17
Coding region: 1-3339 (1112 amino acids)
Biological process (GO): positive regulation of transcription by RNA polymerase II
Cellular component (GO): nucleus
Molecular function (GO): ATP hydrolysis activity; chromatin binding; ATP binding
Source: RefSeq, a predicted model, not a curated record